UAUGGUUUGGUGUACAGUUCAGGCAAGGAAUUUACAAAGGCGGAGUUUUUAGAUUCACUAUUACACUGCCUCCUAACUUUCCACUUGGAGAUUGUCCUAAAGGAAGUUGUGAAACUCAAAUAUUUCAUCCAUUAAUAAAUCCAGAAAAUGGAGAAUUGUGCACAUCAUGGGACUUCUCUGAAUGGAGAAGAAAUAACAGAAUUUGGCAAUUAUUACAGUAUAUCACUAAGAUAUUCACUAAACUAGACGCGAAAAUGACUUCAGUAAACGAGGAGGCGUCUAGUUUACAUAAAAAUAAUUUUGAAGCUUUUCGAGAUCAUGUGAAAGAGUGCGCAAAGGAAAGCGUAAAUCAAAUAUUUAACUCACCUAUCAUGUAUGAUCCACAUUAUAUUACAUUUAAUCCAUAUGUGAAAGAAGUACACGACCCCAUUAAACAAGAGAUUUACGAACCAAAAGACGAAGAAGAAAAUAAACCACUGGGUUUGUCNNNGGUACAACCUGGUUCGCUUCAGCCAUUUUCAAAACCAGAAGCAAGAUAAUGGAAAAAUUUUA
Molecule: messenger RNA, 552 nt
Organism: Trachymyrmex septentrionalis
Lineage: Eukaryota; Metazoa; Arthropoda; Insecta; Hymenoptera; Formicidae
Product: AKT-interacting protein-like
Biological process (GO): protein neddylation
Cellular component (GO): nucleus
Molecular function (GO): NEDD8 transferase activity
Source: RefSeq, a predicted model, not a curated record